Myxocyprinus asiaticus (Chinese sucker) is the source of this 5763-nucleotide messenger RNA. RefSeq names its product 6-phosphofructo-2-kinase/fructose-2,6-bisphosphatase 4-like. Gene Ontology annotation, biological process: fructose 2,6-bisphosphate metabolic process; fructose metabolic process. Bases 88 to 1671 code for a protein of 527 amino acids. Gene Ontology annotation, molecular function: ATP binding; 6-phosphofructo-2-kinase activity; fructose-2,6-bisphosphate 2-phosphatase activity. Gene Ontology annotation, cellular component: cytosol. The record is from RefSeq and is a predicted model, not a curated record. NCBI's taxonomy places the organism in Eukaryota, Metazoa, Chordata, Actinopteri, Cypriniformes, Catostomidae. The transcript has 14 exons.
UGUUCGCUGGUGUUUUCACAUACUUCUCCUGUAUCUUCUCAAGACUCGAGCUGCAUCAAAACAAAGCACUAACACACAACACGGACGAUGAGGGGAGCAGGCCGACCCAAAAACUCGCAGAAUCUGGAUCAGAGGGUAUGUAUGACCAACUGCCCAACUCUUAUAGUGACCGUGGGUCUGCCAGCCAGAGGAAAGACCUACAUUUCCAAAAAACUCACCCGCUACCUCAACUGGAUUGACGUUCCAACAAAAGAGUUUAAUGUUGGACAGUACAGACGGGAAUGUGUGAAGAUCUACAAAUCCUUCGAGUUCUUCCGACCAGACAAUGAAGAGGGUCUCAAAAUCAGGAAACAGUGUGCAUUGGCAGCGCUCAGUGACGUCAGGCAGUAUCUCACAGAUGAAGGCGGCCAGGUGGCGGUCUUUGAUGCCACAAACACAACAAGAGAACGGAGGGAGACGAUCCUCAGAUUCGCACAACAGAACGGUUUUAAGGUGUUCUUUGUGGAGUCUGUGUGUGAAGAUCCAGAUGUUAUUGAAGAGAACAUUGUUCAAGUGAAGUUGGGCAGUCCAGACUACACACACUGUAACACGGAAGAGGCCGUCGCAGACUUCAUGAAGAGGAUCAAGUGUUACGAGAACUCCUAUCAGACGCUGGAUGAGGAGCUGGACAGGGAACUUUCCUUCAUCAAGAUCAUCGAUGUGGGCCGCCGCUACUUGGUGAACCGGGUGCAAGAUCACAUACAGAGCCGAAUAGUGUACUAUCUCAUGAACAUCCACAUCACGCCGCGCUCCAUCUACCUGUGCCGACACGGAGAGAGUGACCUGAAUGUCAAAGGUCGUAUCGGAGGUGAUUCUGGGCUCUCGGCCAGGGGAAAGGAGUUUGCUAAGGCGUUGGGACAGUUUAUUCAAUCACAGAAUAUUCAUGAUCUGAAGGUGUGGACGAGUCAGAUGAAGAGGACCAUACAGACAGCAGAAGCUUUUGGUGUGCCGUACGAGCAGUGGAAAGCUCUAAAUGAGAUCGACGCUGGCGUUUGUGAGGAACUCAUGUACGAGGAGAUCCAGCAGAAGUAUCCUCUGGAGUUCGCUCUACGGGAUCAGGACAAAUAUCGCUACCGUUAUCCCAAAGGAGAGUCCUAUGAAGAUCUGGUCCAGCGGCUGGAACCCGUGAUCAUGGAGUUAGAGCGUCAGGAGAACGUCUUAGUAAUCUGCCAUCAAGCCGUCAUGAGGUGCCUGCUGGCCUACUUCCUGGACAAGACUGCAGUGGAACUGCCGUACCUAAAGUGUCCUCUACAUACAGUAUUGAAGUUAACACCUGUGGCUUAUGGUUGUAAGGUGGAGUCAGUCUGUUUGAAAGUGGAUGCUGUGAAUACUCAUAGAGACAGACCAGCGAGGUGCAGUUACCUGCCUGUUUGCUGUCGCUCACCAGUUCAGUGCCCAGUUCAUUUGGAGGAGGAAUCUGCCCAUGUCUCGGGAGAAUCGUCUGGGCUUUGCUUUGCAUCACACCAGCUUCAAUGGACCCUCUUCGGAUUGCUCCAGACUACCACAACACACACACUUGUCUUACGAAUACACUCAUCACUAGCCCAUAGUGGCUCAUUGGAUCUGCAUCAGCAGCCGGCACAGGGAGCGCCAUUCAUUGAAUUUAAUUCCUUUGUUAAUAAACACUAUUGAACUGUCAUCUCUGCUUUUGGGUCCUUUGUCUUCCCCCAUCCCCUCCGUGACAGAAUUAACUGGACACCAUGGACCAAGCAGAGGAGAUGACCCUUCGCUCCGCCCUCUCCGAACAAGGAGCUCUGCUUGGAUGACACCAAGAUCAGAUCUCAGCCUCUAACCAUGCCUUUAGAAGUUAUGGCUUUGCAGCCGCGGAACUUUCCGCGAUGGUCCAGCAGCUCUGCCCUCCCUCCGAUCCCAGUCCCGUGCAGGACACACCCCCUGCUCCUCCGGCAGCUUCUCACACCCCAUAGCAAAUAGAGGCACGCACCAUCCCUCCAGCGCCAUUCUAAGGUGAGGGGUCUGUUAGAGAUUUCCUCUCACAAUGUUCACUGUUCUUCUCCUUGCAGCCCUUGCAGCUCUGAAGAUUGCGUGUCUCAUCACACUCUUCUCUGGGAGGGCUGGAGAAUGGGGAACAGCUAUGUGAGAUAACCGGCAUCCAUGCUGCUCUUCAUAUGAAUCUUUCUUUUCGGAACUUCGCCGAGUGUUUGACCGGGCAGCUCAAGGUCGGGAAGCUGGGAGUAUUUUAUCAGGACUGUCCCAGGGUAAUUGAUCAGUAGCCGAUUAUGAGCUAGAAUUCUGCACCCUGGCCACCUCCAGUAAUUUGAAUGGUCAUGCUAUGUAGGACUUGUUCUUGCGAGGUCUUUCAGACACUAUCCAGGACGAAAUUUAUUCUUUAGAUCUUUCCCCGUGAUUUGACGAUUUGGUGGACCUGGCCAUCCUGGUUGAUCAGCGUCUGACUUCACGCCAUGAGCAUCACCAACGCCGCUUUUCACCCACUCAGACACUGAAUCCUCACUCACAAUCCAUGCCUCCUACCAGAAUUUCUGACCCUCACUCCAAUUUUGAACCCAUGCAGGUGGGUAGACUUCCGGUGUCAUGUAAGGAGAGGCAGCGAUUGCUUCAAAAGGGUUUUUGCAUCACCUGCGGCCAUUCGGGCCACCUUGUCGCCUCCUGCCCAUUAAAAGACAACGCUCGUCAGUAGUUAGGGGGUUACUGGCGAGCACAACACCCUUGGACAAAGCCCCCGGACCCCGCACACUCCUCCCGGCCCGGCUGCUGAUUGGAAUGGACUGUCAUGUAAUCUUGGCCUUUGUGGAUUCCGGCACCGAAGGGAAUUUCAUUGACACAGACUUGGCUUCCAAAUGGCGGCUCCCCAGGAUCCGAUUGAAUGAGCCCAUCACCACCCACACGCUUAGUGGCAUGCCCCUGUCAGUCAUCACCCAUUCCACUAAGCUUCUCAGGUAACCACACUGAACAGUUGUCCUUGUAUCUCAUCCGAUCCCUAUUGACCCCAGUUGUGCUGGGACAUCCCUGGUUGGUAACGCACAACCCACACAUAGAUUGGGCAACCAACACUGUACUUGCCUGGAGCUUCUUUUGCUCCUUAAAUUGUCUUAACUCUGCUGUGUCCCCUGUCCAGUCUUGUGUUUCGUUGCAGGAUGAGUCGGCAGAUAUGUCACUAGUGCCGUUGGCGUACCACGACUUGAGGGCGGUUUUCAGCAGGUCCCACGCUGCGACCCUCCCUCCUCAUCACCCGUACGAUUGUGCUAUUGAAUUGCAUCCUGGCACUUCCCCUCUUUGAGGAUGGUUAUAUUCACUCUCGGCUCCCGAGAGGGAGGCCAUGAACAGGUAUAUUAAGGAUUCUUUAGCAGCCGGUCUCAUCCGCCCUUCCUCAUCACCUGCAGGGGCAGGGUUCUUCUUCGUGGUGAAGAAGGAUGGCUCGCUUAGACCCUGCAUAGAUUAUCAGGGGCUGAAUGACAUCACGGUGAAGAACCUUUAUCCUUUGCCGUUGAUGUCCUCAGCCUUUGAACUCUUGCAGUGGGUGUCCGUCUUAACGAAGUUGGACCUACGCAACGCUUAUCACCUGGUUCAUAUCAGGAAGAGGAGGAGACCCACACACAUACACACACACACACAGGACUGGUCAAUGCCCCUGCCAUCUUCUUUGGAUUUCUUGGUGAAUGCGGCAUACUGUAUGAUCCGGCCCAGAAGAACCGCCUUAAGUGCCUCCCAAGCCACACCCACAGAGUAUACUGAGGACCAGUUGGUCUCCAUAUAGACAUUGAUUUCAGCCUUUUGCAUUUGUUGGAAUUCAGGAUUUUGCAAUAGGGAUACAUUAAAGUGCCAACUAUAUGAUUUACUUUCUCCAUAUGUGGCAACACCUCUAAACACACCAGGGUGUGAUCUGAUACUCAAAUGUUUCCAAUUGAGCAAUAAACAACAGAUGAAAUGAGGGACUUAGAGAUAAAAAAAAAAUCUAUUCUAGAGUAAAUCUUAUGGACUGAUGAAAAAAAGUUAUAGUCCCUACCAGAUGGGUUCAAAAGUCUCCAAAUAUCUGUAAGACCAAGACUUUUACACAUCCUGUGAAGCAUCAGUGUUGCUCUAGGGGGCUUGUACACUUUUGCUUCACUAUGAUUUUGAGUCCAUCAAAAGAUUAAAGUCUCCUCCCAAUAUUAUAUCAUGAGGGGUGCCAGUGGCCCUGAUCAUCAACGUUAGGUGCAUAAAUAUUAGCCAAAAUAAGACUUUGUCCCUGAAUUUCAGCUAAAACCAUAAUGACGCUUCCUAAUUUAUCUUUAAUCUGUUUGAGACAUUUGAAUUGUAGAUGUUUACUUAUCAGUGUAAUGACUCUCCUGCUCUUACUCGAGCCAGCACUAAAGAAAACAUGUCCACCCCAAUUCUUCCCAAAUUUGUCAGCUUCCUGCAGAGAAAGGUGUGUUUCUUGAAGGAAAAACUAUAUCAUAUUUCUUACGCGUAAGAAGAGAAAUAACCUUCCUUUUUUUUAUGGGGUGCCCCAACCCAUUCACAUUCCACGUGGAGAGAGACAACCCACUCAUUUUUACAUUUGACAUUUUGACAUAUAAGAAAAAAUAGAUUGUGUGUCAAAAACAAGAUUAUAAAACCACAUUCCAACAUUGGAGCAACCAUUAGAACCUGAACAUCCCCCCGAACCAAACAAAGAGAAAAAGAAUAAUGUGCGCAUUAACCCUGCGCACGACAGCGCCAACAGGCGCCCAUCCCUCCAAACUCAAAGAGUCUAUGUAUGCCUACUAGAAUCCCUGUGACAACUUUGCCAUCGGAUUACUCAAGUCCAGUGUUUCUAUAUAAAUUUUGUGAGACAGAAUUAUACAGCAAAAGAUAAUCUAUAAAGCAAACUCCAGCCAAUAGGCGGAAUAAGGACAAAGAGCUUGUAGAUUCAUCCAUAAAACUGUCCUGAAGGUGUGUUACUCCACAAAAUAAACUCAAGCUGCUAGGCGGAACCAGCACAAAAAAAAGCGUGCAGAUUCUUCAAACAGUCAAGCAAAUGUUCAGUGAGUGGUCCAUUUGGCUGCAACGUGAGUACAACAAGAUGGCUUACUCACUCCUUUGACUUUAUGAAAGACAAUGCUUGCUGUGGGCAUGUGAAUGUUUUACGGCCAUCCUUAGCAUCUAUUCUCAAUUUGGCUGGGAAUAUCAGUGCAAAAGUGACCUUCAACUUCUCCCAGACAUGCUCCAAAUCCACCUUGGUCACUAAUGGAUUAGCAGAUAAUUUCCUCUCCAAUGACUCCAGAUAAUUGAUCCGUUUCUCGACAUCCCCCACAUCGGUGAACUUCGCGUCCAUGGCAGUGAUCGAUCGAUGUAUCACAGCAAGAUCCUCCAAGUCAGCAACGACCUUCGUCAGUAUUGCCGACACAUUCAGCAUCUCUCGCCACAUUUCUCGCACUUCUCCAACUAAAUUGACUCCCUGGCUCACGGCCUGCUCAGGGGCAUCAGCUUGAGCACGUAAGUGUCUUUUAAUGUCUCCAGAGCCCAAGGAUUUUGAAUUCUUUGACAUAUUUUCCUCCUAGAACAGUUAUGGAACAGAGUGUAUUGAAUCUUACCGGUUUUUAUCAUUAAAAUUGUUAAAACUAGCAAAGUGCGCAGAGCUCGCCGUUCACACGUCUGAUCCUCGCAUGGCAUCACGUGACUCCGCAGUCAUAUUUGUUUUCAAUUGAAAAGCAAUCACAAUGAUCACAACACAAAUAUACUUUGAGACUGUCAUAAUAAAUAGUUUUUGUCUUUAUGUGUUUUUCC